Messenger RNA from Camelus dromedarius (Arabian camel), 1326 nucleotides. It is a transcript of the gene ACBD6, whose product is annotated as acyl-CoA binding domain containing 6. Gene Ontology annotation, molecular function: fatty-acyl-CoA binding; protein binding. The transcript is spliced from 8 exons. NCBI's taxonomy places the organism in Eukaryota, Metazoa, Chordata, Mammalia, Artiodactyla, Camelidae. The record is from RefSeq and is a predicted model, not a curated record. The coding region runs from base 344 to 1192 and encodes 282 amino acids.
CCCACCUCCUUCCCUCCAGGACCUCCUGGCUGCGCUGCUCCCAGGCCCCGACGCGGCUGGAGGGGCCUUGGGCGACCGCGGUCGCUCUGUUAGCCAGGGGAAGCCGGAAGAGGCCGAGACAGCAGGGAGAGAGCAGCAGAGGGUGGCGGAGCCCUCCCUGCACGCCCUGUGAGGGAAGGUGGGGGAGGGAGGCAGAGUUAAGCGAGGGAACGCGGAGUGAGGUUGGGUCCGACUCGAGCUCGGGCUCAGGACCGAGGCUGGUGGGCCGGGCCCCCAAGCCGGCGGUACUUACAUUCGAUCUGAAGAAGACAGGAACCCGGGAGGGAGGGCCGGGCAAGGACAUAUGGCUUCGCCGUUCCUGCCUUCAGGGGCCACCACGGGCGACAGCGGCGGAGAGCUGAGCUCGGGGGACGACUCCGGGGAUAUGGAAUCCCUCCAGAGCCCCGAGACCGAGGCGGUCAGGAGCCUGACAGAGCUGUUUGAGAAGGCUGCCGCGCAUCUCCAGGGCCUGGUUCAGGUCGCCAGCAGGGAACAGCUCUUGUACCUGUAUGCCAGGUACAAGCAGGUCAAAGUUGGAAAUUGCAAUACUCCUAAACCAAGCUUCUUUGACUUUGAAGGAAAGCAAAAAUGGGAAGCAUGGAAAGCCCUUGGCGAUUCAAGUCCCAGCCAAGCAAUGCAGGAAUAUAUCGCAGUAGUUAAAAAAUUAGAUCCAGGGUGGAAUCCUCAGUCACCAGAGAAGAAAAGAAAAGAAGCAAAUACUGGUUUUGGUGGGCCAGUUGUUAGUUCUCUGUAUCACGAAGAAAUCAUCAGGGAAGAAGACAAAAACAUAUUUGAUUACUGCAGGGAAAACAACAUUGACCAUAUAACCAAGGUCAUCAAAUCGAAAAACGUGGAUGUGAAUAUGAAAGAUGAAGAGGGCAGAGCUCUACUCCAUUGGGCUUGUGAUCGAGGACAUAAAGAACUAGUCACAGUCUUGCUGCAAUAUAGAGCUGAUAUUAACUGUCAGGACAAUGAAGGUCAAACAGCUCUACAUUAUGCUGCUGCCUGUGAGUUUUUGGACAUUGUGGAGCUGCUCCUCCAGUCUGGCGCUGACCCCACACUCCGAGAUCAGGAUGGCUGCCUGCCGGAAGAGGUGACAGGGUGCAAAGCGGUUUCUUUGGUGUUACAGCAGCACACGACUGGCAAGGCUUAACUAAAAGACUGGAAAACCACAGUCUAUAACAGCACAGGGCUUCAGUGAUGAAAGAAAACUGCAAAAAUAAUACUUCUUUCGCCGCCCUUCCUUGGUAUACAUUGGCUAAUAAAGUCAGUUGUGAGGAACCAGGA